Molecule: messenger RNA, 1734 nt
Organism: Ornithorhynchus anatinus (platypus)
Lineage: Eukaryota; Metazoa; Chordata; Mammalia; Monotremata; Ornithorhynchidae
Product: polycomb group RING finger protein 3-like
Exons: 9
Coding region: 309-1070 (253 amino acids)
Biological process (GO): regulation of transcription by RNA polymerase II
Cellular component (GO): PRC1 complex
Source: RefSeq, a predicted model, not a curated record
CGAUGGGUUUGGGGACCCUCGGAAGCGAGAGUAACAGGAAGAACUGGAACCAGGGAGGUCUGUCAGCUCCUAUGAUACUAUGAACUGGAGGACCCAAGAGAAGCAGCAAAGGGAAGCUGCUCAAGCAUCACUCGUACACUUUGGAACAAUAAUACUACCACUAUUGCUCUUGUUCUUUCAUUCUGCCUAAACUCCUAUUCUCUAUCAGUCCCCAACCCUUUUUUCGGGUUCUGCAGAGGACAGAGUGGGUGUAAGUUUCACUUAAGGAAGCACACUUUAAAAGAUCCAAGAUGCGAGGUCUCUGAUCCAUGACUGAGUGUUGGAGGUUUUCGCUACUAAAGAUGUUGACAAGAAAGAUUAAGCUUUGGGAUAUUAAUGCCCAUAUCACAUGUCAUCUCUGCAAUGGAUAUCUUAUUGAUGCUACCACAGUGACAGAGUGUUUGCAUACUUUCUGUAGAAGUUGCCUGGUUAAAUAUUUGGAGGAAAAUAACACUUGCCCCACGUGUAGAAUUGUUAUUCAUCAGAGUCAUCCUCUGCAAUAUAUCGGUCAUGAUAGGACAAUGCAAGAUAUUGUUUACAAACUGGUACCAGGCCUUCAAGAAGCUGAAAUAAGAAAACAGAGGGAAUUCUAUCACAAAUUGGGUAUGGAUGUACCAGGGGACAUCAAAGGGGAGACUGCUUCUUCAAAACAGUUCUUAGAUUCACAUCCAAAUGGUGAAAUUAAAACAGACGACAAUUUCCACAGAGGUACAUUAGAAGAGAAACAAGAAGAGGGUAAUGAUUACCACAGAAGCGAUGAACAGGUAAGCAUCUGCUUGGAAUGCAACAGCAGCAAAUUGCGUGGAUUGAAGCGAAAAUGGAUCCGCUGUUCAGCCCAAGCAACAGUUUUACAUCUAAAGAAGUUUAUUGCCAAAAAACUUAAGCUUUCAUCUUUUAAUGAGCUAGACAUAUUAUGCAAUGAAGAAAUUCUUGGCAAGGACCACACUCUCAAAUUUGUAGUUGUUACUAGAUGGAGAUUUAAGAAAGCACCACUCUUACUACAUUACAGGCCCAAAAUGGAUUUGCUGUAAAAGAACUUUGUAAUUCUUCUGGGUAGAAUUUUUUCCAGAGACUAUCAUUCAUACCUUCUUAGUGUAUCAUUUAACUCAUUUGUGUUACAAAAUGGAAGAAUAAUUAUGGCGAUCACUUCUUCCAGUAUUUCUCGUAGGUGGUAUGUGAACCAGAUUUCUCUGUGCAACAACUAUUUAUAUCCUUUGUAUUAAAAUAAAAUUUCAAAACUCAACAAGCUCUGAGUGCAGAUUAUAAAAGUGCUUCAAAAUUUUAUGCAGUUGAAUAGAAUUCUCUUAGAGGAAUUGUGCAAAAUUAGAUGAAAAGGACAUUACUUCCAUUACAGCAAAAUAGUUUCAAUUUUUUUUUUGCUUUGUUACUUCAUAUUGUUUGAAAAAUGUGAAAAAUUAUAGACCACUUCAGUAACUUAUGAAUUUGGUCUCAUGGUUUGCCUUAAAGUUUUUCACUUUUCAAUGUAUCCUUUUUGGGUCAUUAAAACUUUACUUUUGUGUUUACUGCAAAUAGAUACAGUGCUUUUAAAACCUGAAUAUUUAGUUUGGAACCCUGUCACUUAAAAAAUUAUAAUUUAGAAUGUAAAAAUAUGGGCUCAAUUAAUUUAAUGUAAUAAUUAGAUUGUGUCAGUUUCCGUAGUAUGUGUGAAUAUAAUAAAUCACAAUGUUUCCCUUA